AUGAUGAAAUUCGUACGUUUUAAAAGCACCGUUUCGUCCUUGGGAAACGUGAUAUCGUCCGUCGUAGAAGGGCAAAUGAACGGAAUCUCGGAGCUGAAAGACGAAAUCGUGCGGAACAACAACGAGGUAGCCAAACUCGCCGAUAAGGUCAAUGCGGCAACCCCGAUGCGAAUACCAGCUCGCGAUCGUCCCGCUAAACGUCAUCGCGGUGACGUGGAAACCCCGAAUAAACCGACUACCGGUACCAGACUCGUUGAGAACCCCGAAAAGCUUGUGCGUAAUUCCCACGGUUCUCUAUUCCCGAUCGCCUCUCGAUCGUCCAUAGGCACAGCCCCGCGAAAACUGCUUGAUACAUAUAGCACCGCUGGACUUAAACAGAUGAAUGGGAUUGAAAACGAGAAUCAUCGGACCCUUGAUCUGUGCUUCGUUAGUGACGAGCUGUGCGUAGACUGUACGGUUACAGAAGCUCCGGUACCACUCGUAAAGACCUGCAGGCAUCAUCCUCCUUUACUAACGCAAUUAAAGAUCAGGCCACAGCAACGCUUCCGGGAUACUUCCGAAAGCCUUUCAUAUGAGUUUAGUAAAACCAAUUUCAACGGUAUGAACGACUUUCUGGGCCACGUUGAUUGGGAGGAGGUUCUCCGCGAUCAUGACGCUAGUCUCGCUGCAUCAACCAUUUCUAGCAUACUGGCAUAUGCUAUCGACCAGUUCGUGCCCGUCAAGUCAAAGCGCGUACCGCCUAAACCAGCCUGGGCGAACGCUGAUCUCAAGCGCCUUAAAACGAUUAAACGUGCAGCCCUUAGACGACACAGCAAGUAUCGCACUGAUGCCACGAGAAUAAGAUACGUAGAAAUAAAUACUACCUAUAAACAACUCAAUGAUCACCUGUAUAACGCCCAGCAGAACAAUCUGCAACGCUGUCUCAAGGCAAAUCCAAAAAGUUGUUGGCGCUACGUGAAUGAGCAACGUAAAGAAUCGGGAUUACCCUCUACGAUGUCCAAUGGUCUGCUCGAAGCCGACUCCGCCGCUGACAUUGCCGACUUGUUCCGUUCUCGGAAAAUUAUUUCCAGAAUCCAACGCCAGCUAGAUGAACCGACCGUUGACAACCUGUGGAAUUAUCUGGUGUUCGUCGCCUUCGUAGUGAUCUCGGCACUGAUCCCAAUUCGCAAGCGACUAUGCAGCCGCAAGGUGAAAACGAAAGAGGACUACGCAUUUGGGGCGGGACGUAUUUCCAUGCUAGCUAUGAUGCUGUCCAUCACCCGCGGUACGCUUGGUGUCAUCUCGGUUUUGGGCUAUCCGAGUGAGUUCUUCUACCAUGGCACCGCAAUGUGGGAGACAUUGUAUGGAAUGAUUACGGCAUAUCCUAUUGUGUGUCUGGUCUUUAUUCCGGUAUACUUCGAUCUGGGUAUCACUUCCGUGUAUCAGUAUUUGGAGUUGAGGUUUAAUAGCCGGCUGGUUCGGUGUUUAGCUUCGGGAACGUACAUCAUGCGCUCGCUCUUCAGUCUAGGAAUUACCAUUUAUACACCGACGGUGGCAUUAAACACCAUCAUUGGAGUUCCCUACUGGGUUUCGCUGGUGUGCAUUACUGUUAUCAGUAUUUUCUUCAAUGCCCUCGGUGGCAUGAAAGCCGCAGUUGCCGCAGACGUGAUUCAGAGUCUAAGCAUGACAGCCAUGUUGGUGGGAAUCGUUAUUUACUGUACUGUAGCAACUGGAAGCUUUGGACGAAUGUUUGAAAUUGCCGCCGAAAAUGGUCGCAUCAACCUGUUUAAUUUUGCAGCAGAUUUACACUUAAGAGUGACAACAACGUCAGCCUGGCUGAGCGAAUUAUUCACAUCGCUUAGUUUGCUGGGUUGUCAGCAAAACUUCGUACAACGUUACUUAAGCAUGCCAACGCUCUGCAAGAUCAGGAGAACCAUGCUGGUGAACAUCCCGCUAGUAGCGAUUCUGUUCUCCUUACCAUGGCUAGUGGGAAUAGGAAUAUAUGCUCUAUACUAUACCUGCGAUCCGUGGAAAGCAGGUUAUACCGAAAAGAUGGAUCAAAUCUUGCCAUACUUCAUAGUGGACUAUUUUGCAAAUGUGCCAGGAGUAUGGGGCUUAUUCGUGGGAACCCUAUUCAAUGGAGCACUUACUUUUAACAUAUCUAGCCUCAACUCGCUUGCCAUUGUAACGUGGGAGGAUUUCCUCUCAAUCGUUCCAGCGCUAAAAGGGAAAAGUGAUAGCUUUCAAUUGACUGUGAUUAAAGUAGUUGGUUCAGUUUACGCAAUAAUUAUAAUGGGAAUUGGAUUCCUCGUCGGUCUAUUAUCAGGAGUUAUAGAAUCAUCGAUUUUAGUACUUUCCGCUACGUCCGGACCCCUAUUAGGAGUGUUUAUACUCGCAAUGUUUGUGCCAUUCGCCAAUUGGAAAGGCGCUGCACUAGGAAUGGUUCUUUCACAUGCCAUAACAAUCUGGAUUUUUACGGGUCGCUUAUUAUACGUGGAAGUCAAUGAUUCGUUGCUUCCAACCUCCAUAGACGGUUGUGGUACACAAUUUCGGCUCGAAUACAAUAUUUCAUCUUAUUUGUUUAAUGCUGAGCUUGGGCCAGCGUCUGCAUCCUUCGAGGAAUCCUUACUAUACCGAAUAUAUUCCGUAUCCUAUAUGUACUACAGUGUGUUUGGUACUAUUUUAACAGUCUCCGUAGGGAUAGUAUUUAGCUUAGCAACGUGGAGUAAACUUGAUGCUUACAAUACGAAGAUGCUACAUCCGGCUGUGCGGUGGCUCCACUCCCGAUCUCCAUUCGGUAGUAAACGCUUUGGGUCAUUUGAUCUGAAUAAGAAGAUUGAACAUCACCCUGAAACGAUAAACAGUGUUACAGCGGAGAGGAUCACCGCUAAAAGUUGA
Molecule: messenger RNA, 2877 nt
Organism: Sabethes cyaneus
Lineage: Eukaryota; Metazoa; Arthropoda; Insecta; Diptera; Culicidae
Product: sodium-coupled monocarboxylate transporter 1-like
Exons: 5
Coding region: 1-2877 (958 amino acids)
Biological process (GO): transmembrane transport; sodium ion transport
Cellular component (GO): membrane
Molecular function (GO): symporter activity
Source: RefSeq, a predicted model, not a curated record